UUGACCAGAGUUUGACGUUCAGUGGCGAAAAUUUGAUAGUAGUCGAUGGUCGAGGCUCUUGCGAAUAAAAAUUGACUGUCUAUCGACACAAAGUUGCACGAAGGAGUUUUGGUUGCUUUGCUUAACCUUUCUUUGCAUAUUUUGGUGGCAUAUCUAAUAAGAGAAGUUAGCAAGUAGUAUUGUCAUAGUUUUGAUAAAUUCCAAUAAUUUACCAUUGUCGUUAAUACUUUUAAAUCAAUAAUAAUAAUAAUAAUAGAAACGGAAACAACCGAUUUUAAACGAGUUUCUCGAGAUUCACGCUGCAACAAAAAUACGGCGUAUACGACAUAGCGGUAAAUUCAGUUCUUCCUGUGAGUUCUUCGCAUCACCUUCGUUGGUAAAAACCGUCAACUCGACACACACCAUGGGUUUCUGUAAUGCAGUAUGCACUUCUGUUGCAAGAUUAGAUGGCAAAACCGCAGUAAUUACCGGUUGUAACACUGGCAUUGGUAAAGUAACCGCCAGAGAUUUUUUUCAAAGAGGUGCUAAAGUUAUAAUGGCAUGUAGAAAUGAAGACAAGGCCAAGGAGACAGCUGAAGAUAUCAAGGUCUCCUGCAAGGACAAAGAGAAUCUUGGAGAAAUUGUGAUUGAAAAGCUCGACUUGAAUAGCCUGAAGUCUGUACGAAGUUGCGCGCAAAGGAUCAUAGAAAAAGAGGCUAAAAUUGACCUUUUGGUGAACAACGCAGGUGUCAUGAUGUGUCCUGAAGGGAAAACGGAAGACGGGUUCGAAACACAAUUUGGAACAAAUCAUUUGGGCCACUUCCUCCUCACGUUGCUGCUGUUGCCGAAAGUCAAGCAAAGCGAAUCGGCCAGAAUUGUGACCGUUUCAUCUAUGGCACACGAAAGGGGCAAAAUCGAUUUUGAUGACUUGAAUUUUGAGAACAAAUCCUACAGCUCAACAGCGGCGUACUGCCAGAGCAAGCUUGCCAAUGUACUGUUCACAAAGGAACUCGAUCGUAAAUUAAAAGAAUCAAAUGUCAACAAUAUCAAUGUUUACUCGCUUCAUCCUGGAGUGAUUAAGACUGAACUAGGCCGUCAUCUUUCCACUCCCAUCCGUCUUUUGUUUGGACUGUUUAGCUGGACUAUCAAAACGCCAGAACAAGGUGCUCAAACUUCCAUCUACUGUUCCGUAGAUGAGAAAUGUGCCAACGAAUCUGGCCUGUACUAUUCAGAAUGUGCGGUGAAGACACCAGCAAAAGCUGCGCUCAACGAGGAGGAUGCCAAAAGGCUUUGGAACGAAAGUCUGAAAUUGGUUGGAUUGUCUGAAGAUUAUAACCCCCUCCUUGCAAAUUAAUUUCGAUCUGUUUGAACAGUGAGAUAUCAAUUUAUAAAUUCAACCACACUUGGGCAUAACACGUUUUAAUUUUAUAGUAUUUAUAUAAAAUAUUUUUUAUAUUAUUUAUAUACAAAAUAUUGAAUUUCUUCAAUAUUAUAUCUCGGUGGAGUCAUCUAAGACAAUUUUUUUCUAAUGUCUCAUUUUUUAAGGUUCUGGGUUUAAAAAACCCUUAAACUAGAUAGAUCACUUAAUAUUACUUCACAAUGAUUAUAUAAGAUGGGUGUAAAAUAAAACUAUAUUUCUAC
Molecule: messenger RNA, 1620 nt
Organism: Sitophilus oryzae (rice weevil)
Lineage: Eukaryota; Metazoa; Arthropoda; Insecta; Coleoptera; Curculionidae
Product: retinol dehydrogenase 13-like
Exons: 5
Coding region: 404-1333 (309 amino acids)
Source: RefSeq, a predicted model, not a curated record